Agrilus planipennis (emerald ash borer) is the source of this 3392-nucleotide messenger RNA. RefSeq names its product centrosomal protein of 104 kDa. Bases 674 to 3376 code for a protein of 900 amino acids. The record is from RefSeq and is a predicted model, not a curated record. Gene Ontology annotation, cellular component: cilium. The transcript is spliced from 13 exons. NCBI's taxonomy places the organism in Eukaryota, Metazoa, Arthropoda, Insecta, Coleoptera, Buprestidae.
CAUAUCGUACACUUCAGCAUAAGAAAUUGCCGAUACUAACUACGUAAUACCACUGUGCCCUGUGCUGACAGCGCUCAAUACAAACUCAUUCGUUUUGUUCAUUGAAAUACCUACAAUCAAAGGAAUCCAAACAAUCGAAUAUUUUCCAAAAACUACAUGGGGUGUUAAUUAAAGAUGAAACUCUUUUAGUUUACUCAUUUACCGGUUAUUACUCUUUUUCAACAAAUAGAAAUUACUUUCACUCUACACUUUCUAAUGUGUUACAUUACGAGAAAAUCUCUCUAGCUUUAUAAAUGUUCAAUAAUAAUUACAAUAAUAUAAGUAAAUUAUUUUUUCCAGGAAAACUUCAGAUAAAUUACAGUGCCAUCUAUUGCUCACGAUUUAAACUAUCUACAUCUCAUUCAACAGACUAGCGCGCUAUUUAAAACUCAAUGCACAAAACUAAUCAAUAUCUCUUCAGAAGUCGUCAGUCGUCCACAUUAAAAAUUCAUUGUGAUAGACUUACUAAUCACAUAACAAAUGCAAUAUACAAGUGAUUGAAAUGUAACCAUAAUCAGUUUGCAAUUUUAAAUAAAUGUAAACGUUUACUUAAAAAAAAGAAAGAAUUGAACACUGUUUUUGCAAAAAAAAAUACUUUUACAAAAAUGCCGUAAGCCAUGCAGUAUAACCGAAGAUGCCCAAAAAAAUCAAGUAUAAUGUAAUAUUUACAACAGGAGAGGAUCAAAAAUAUAAAAGUAGCGAGUUAAAUUCACACGGUCCUACGGUAAGGGGCUGGCAAUCACCUAAAAAUUGCGAUUAUCCCCAAGAAAUAGUAUUAAAAUUGGCAAAACAGUAUAUUGUUACUAAAAUACAAAUGCUAACCCAUCAAUUUUUGAUUCCAUCUAAGGUCGAAUUAUAUGCCAGUAAUCAAGACACCAAUACCGUAGACAACAUUUCUAACAUAAAAUGGGAAUAUUUGGGAUAUGUUACCUUAUCAGACAACCAAAGUACAGAUUUUAAAUGUAGAGAGCUUAAAUCAGUCAAUGUCCCUUCAGCUAUUGCGUCCUUUUUAAAACUAAAGCUAGGUAUCAACCACAAAAAUUUCCACAAUGUAUAUAACCAGGUCAGCCUUAUAGCAGUAAACGUACUAGGUCUACAAUUAGAAAAUAAAAAGCCUUCAAACCAUUGUGAGCUUAGCGAAAAUGAAAAAUUAGAAAAUUUAUUUAACGAUCCUGAAUAUUCUUCUAUUUACGAUGACCUAGCAUUUGAAAUGUACGUUGACACCGAGGUAGCUAGCAUCAUAAAAAAUAUGGAGAUAAAGAAACAUUUGGCGGUUAUUAACGAAAGAUUUGAGUAUGCAAGGAAGUUGAAAAAGGCGAUGGAAGAAUUAAGAAUUGGAGGAGAAAAAUUGGGAAAAUAUGAGUUGGAAAAACGCCACGCAAUUGAAAUGGAAGAUUACGAAAAAGCAAGAUUGAAAAAAAAUCAAAGCGAUGAUUUUCGGGCUGACCUCUAUAAAAAUUUAAAUAUAAACGAACUUUUAGAAAUUGAAGGGGUAUGUCCAAAAAACGACGAAUGUUUGGAAGAUGUCGAUUCAGCUAAAAAAUCUGUAUCUCCAACCCAAAUGAAAAUAGUAGCAGAAAGACAAUCAAGUUCUCCAAACACCUCACACAUAUAUCAUGGACCAGUAUCACCUCUCCAUGGCAAUAGAAAUCAUCAAAGUCCCAAGAAUUCAUCACCAUCGACGGGAAGUCCUACCAGUCUUCAAAGUAAAGGAUCUUUUCGUAGAAGGAACAAGUCUGCUGGAUCUAUUGUGAAAUCAACCUAUGAACAAUAUGAAGAGAAACCGUUACCAGCUUUAAGACAUUCUCAAACAAAUGAAUUCCUGAGAGAAUGUCAGUUAGAUUACGAUUACAAACCAACUUCAAAACUGACCGAAAGAGAGAAAAAACAAGCCGCACUACCAAUUUUAGUUUUUGGUGUUGAUCUGGUAGAAAAUUUCUAUUCUAAACAGUAUUUGGACAAAGAAGAAGGUCUAAACAGGUUAAAAGAAGAACUUCUAGCCUACGAUCAUACCAAAAUGCACACCGCUAACAAAACCGCAAGGGCCGCAAUAUUUCUAUUACACAGAGCGCUACGUGAUAAAGUUUUUACUAUUUACAACCUUGCUAAUGAAGUUAUCAGAUUAUUUUUCAUACAGUUUGUUCCUGAACGAGUUUCAUCGGCUGAAGUUGCCAGAAGUGUAGACAAACUUCUUCCAGAACUGCUGACGAAAAGUGGAGACACCAGUACAAGAAUUAAUCAUAUGGCUGUCCACACAAUAUUAACUAUGGCAGAUUGCAGUAGUGUCCGAGAACUUCAUAUAAUUCCAAUACAUCUUAGUAGACCUUUAAGUAGCAGCACACAUCCCAGAUUAGCUCUCAGCAGGGCUGAAAUGGUCGAGCAACUGAUCAUAAAUCACGGAAUAUCUACUGAAAAAAAUAGCGGCUUAACAUGUAGAACAUUGGCAGAGUUUGGUUCAAGUGGUCUUCAUCACCCUGCAGAAGCGGUUCGCAAAGUAGCUGAAAGGAUUCUAGUGCUUGUUUAUAGAGUAAAUCCUAGGCUAGUUAGAAAACAGUUACCUCCAGACGACGAUAUUACACGCAGAAACUUGCUGUAUAGGCAGCUGUUUCAAGAAUUCGAUAAAAUUGACCUACAGAGGAAAAAAGAACAGUUGGAAAGAACUCGUCUAAUUCAGCAAUGUGCUGCAAACAGUACGUGCUUAAGCCCAGAACCUAUUAUAGAUGUAAACAGUCUCAACAAAUCCGCAAGUUCGAAAAAUAUUGUAGCUGCCGCAACCGAAUUCGAGAAUAAUGUUCUAAUUUCUAAAAGUUUGAGUGGUGGAAAUUUAGUCCAGAACAGCGAAAAAACAAAAGCAGACAUAGUUGAAAAAAGCAGCAAUAGUUCAAUUAGUGGCGUCUCUACUCCUAGCAAUCAUUCAAAUCAAGAAGACACCGAAAAACAAUGCAUAUUCUGUCACCAACCGGAAACAGAAAUAUUGAAUAUUAACAAAUCGCUAAACUCACACUACUGGCGUUCCUGUCCAAUGUUAAUACGUUGUCAAGAAUGUAGUCAAGUUAUAGAAGUAGCUACUUUAUGUGAACAUUUAAUUAUGGAUUGCGAACAAAGGGAACACUACACUCAAUGUUCCCAAUGCACUGAAGCUGUGAAAGUAGCAAAUUUUGAAACACAUUCAAAAGAAUGUAGCGAAUUAACUGAAGCCUGUAAUCGAUGUCCUCUGUGCCACGCAAAUUUAGAAGACCAAGAAGAAAUCUGGAGAAAACAUUUAAUGGGUGAUAAUCCCUGUCCAAUGAAUAAAAGAAUCAAGAAUCAAGGCAAGCAAGUUACGAUACAAUUCUAAGAUUGUUAUUUAUUAU